Messenger RNA from Prosopis cineraria, 871 nucleotides. Its product is annotated as protein MHF1 homolog. Gene Ontology annotation, cellular component: FANCM-MHF complex; Fanconi anaemia nuclear complex. Gene Ontology annotation, molecular function: protein heterodimerization activity; chromatin binding. The record is from RefSeq and is a predicted model, not a curated record. The coding region runs from base 162 to 554 and encodes 130 amino acids. Lineage: Eukaryota; Viridiplantae; Streptophyta; Magnoliopsida; Fabales; Fabaceae. The transcript is spliced from 4 exons. Gene Ontology annotation, biological process: resolution of meiotic recombination intermediates; replication fork processing.
CCCAGCCCAAAUGGGAUACGGCCCAUUUAAAAUUGGGGCCCGAACGUCUUCCACUUUUCUCCAUUAUAAACCACCGCCAUUUCAAUUGUAUUUCCCUCCAACAAGAGACUGGGGAAAAAGGGCACCAAAACCGAAGGGAAGGGAAGAUCAGAUCGAUCGCAAUGGAAGGUGUUGCUGGAGUCGAAGAAGUGGAAAGAGGAGGAAUCGACUCGAAGACCCAAGUCCUGAAAGAUAGGUUUAGGCUCUCCGCCAUCUCCAUCGCCGAAACUGAAGCUAAGAGGAACGGCAUGGAUGCUUCGGAAGUCGUGGUGGCCUGCGUUGCUGAUUUGGCUUUCAAGUAUGCCGCAGAGCAGCUGGCUAAGGAUACUGAACUAUUCGCUCAGCAUGCAAAUCGUAAAUCUGUAAACAUGGAAGAUGUCAUACUUUCAGCUCAUCGAAAUGAGCAUCUAUCUACCUUAUUGAGGACCUUCUCCAUUGACUUAAAAACUAAAGAGCCGCAAUCUGAGAGGAAGAGAAAGAAAGCAGCCAAGAAGCAAGAGCAAGCAACAACUUAAUGUACGUACGCCAGAUAAACAUUCGGGCCUUGGAAUGUUCUUGCAUUCUGCUAUCCAAUACAUUAGCCAGGUAUCUGUCACCACAAAGUUAUUAUUCUGUUGUAGUUGUCAAGGAAGUACUUUGUGUUUCGUGAUUCCCCUUUGCCUCAGAAACCCAUCGCUGCAUCGCAACGAAGAAACAGUCACGGGCUAUAUGGUGGAUGCCUCUUCCUGCCUCGUGCCUAAGGCACGGUGCGACCACAUGAUAGACCUAUUAUUAUAUGCAAGCCUUUUGGCGCUCCGGAUAAAAAUGAAUGUUAAUGGUUUGAUGUAAAUAA